UCUAUCUUCUUACCAGUGGGGAGGAUUGAGUAAGAGCCUGCCUGACCCAGUGGGUCUGUGUCUGCAAUUUCCAGAAGACCAAGAAGCCCGAGGUUCUCUUUUCAGAGUAACUGCGGUGGCUCCGGAUGGGGAAGUAUUUCUCACAAGCUUCCCCACUGAUCACUAGGACUUCUUGUUAACAGCCUUGACAUUUCACCUCCUUCCUCUUUUAGUUUGAUCCACCAGUGGGAAGUGCCCGAAGGAGGAAGUGUGUGAGAGUGAGAAUAAGUGAAAGCAGCAGGCUUGGAAGAUGAUGGCAUCGAGUCUGUAGCUGGCUCUCGCUGACGGGCUCGAUGCACGGGGAACGUGAGAGGAGAGAGAUGUACCUGCUGCUGCUCUUCCCCCUCCUCUUCCGGGUUUCAGGCUCAAAUCCCAUCACGGGUCCAGAGGAAGUGAGUGGCAUGGAACGGGGCUCCCUGACUGUGCCGUGUCGCUAUGAUCCAGUGUGGAAGACCUACAGGAAGUGGUGGUGUCGAGGAGCUGCUUGGAGUAGCUGCAAGAUCCUUGUUCAAACUACUGGAUCAGAGCGGGAGGAGAGGAAGGGCCGUGUGUCCAUCAUGGACAGUCAGGGAAACUUCACGUUCACCGUGACCAUGGAGGAGCUCAGGCUGGACGAUGCAGACACCUACUGGUGUGGGAUCGAGAGAGCCGGAACCGACCUGGGCCACCAUGUCCGUGUGCUCAUCAGCCCAGGAGGAUGGGAGAGAUCCCAGAGGCGGGAGGUGAGCCAGGGUGCAUGGGCGUCUCCUGUUGUUUCCAGCAGUGACUCUAUGAAGCUCAGUGUCCUCCUGCCCCUCGUCUUUGCCGUGUUGCUGCUUUUCUUGGUGGCGGCCUCAGUCUUGGCUUGGAAAACAGCAAAGCGACAGAAGAAAGCUGCUGGCAUAUCCCCAGAGCAGGUGCUCCAGCCCCUGGAGAGCGACCUCUGCUAUGCCAACCUGACUCUGCAGCAGACUGGAACCACCCCCAGCUCCUCCAGGAAGAAGACUUCCACGAAGCUCUGCCCUUCUGCCCAGGAGGACAAGGCGGAAGUGGAAUACAUCACCAUGGCUUCCUUACCAAAAGAGGACAUUUCCUAUGCGGCUUUGUCUUUGGACACCCCAGAUCAGGAGUUGAUCUACAGCAACAUGGACGGCCUCAUCACCCACCGUCACUGCGGGAGCCACGAGGAAACCACGGAAUACAGCACCAUCAUGAAGCCUUAGCCUACACUAAAGACCCCGUCCUCAACCCCACGCGAGGCAUGUCAGCACGUUCCUGCCUCGUCUGCUUUCUGCUCCCAGUCCCCUCAUGGGGACCUACCGGUGACUGAGGCCUCUGCCUGACGCAGUCGGCAUCACCCUCA
This is a messenger RNA of Pteropus alecto (black flying fox), 1381 nucleotides long. It is a transcript of the gene CD300LF, whose product is annotated as CD300 molecule like family member f. The coding region runs from base 333 to 1241 and encodes 302 amino acids. The transcript is spliced from 6 exons. Lineage: Eukaryota; Metazoa; Chordata; Mammalia; Chiroptera; Pteropodidae. Gene Ontology annotation, cellular component: plasma membrane. Gene Ontology annotation, molecular function: transmembrane signaling receptor activity. The record is from RefSeq and is a predicted model, not a curated record.